CAUCAAUGGUACAAUACGAAAACAGCACUGCCAGGCAACAGAGUCAACGUGGUCGUACGAGCGCUGAGAAGUACGCAGAACGUCAGGCUUAUCUUACACCACAAACACCAUCAACCACCCACUGACAACUAAGGCUCAAGAUGGUAGCCACCUCCCCUCUGGAACUGCCCACACUGACAGUGUCCGACCCUGUUCGACGCAAGAAGAUAUUGGAACGUCUCUCGCCCCUGAUAUUGACCCCAGGACAACAGCAGAAGAUACAUGAUAUUUUCCUGGACGAGAUGCGUCUUGGUCUUGCUGCUAAACCAGAGAAGGAAUCAUCUCUCCUGAUGGCGAACACUUUUAUUCCUGAACUACCAGAUGGCACAGAGAAUGGUGAAUACCUGGCUCUGGAUCUAGGUGGCACUCACUUCCGGGUGAUAUACGCCCACAUGAAGAAUGGAAAAUUUGAUGAAGAGAUCGUGGACUACUACCAUGUCCCCUCUGAGAAACGUCUUGGGCCAGGCGAGGAACUAUUUGACUUCCUGGCUGAGUGUAUUGCCAAUUUCAUCCAGAAGCGACAGCUUGGAGGUCGUAAUUUUCAGCUAGGUUUUACCUUCUCUUUUCCAAUGAUACAGAAGAGCCUUGAUGUAGGCAUCCUGGUUUCUUGGACUAAGUCAUUCAACUGUCCUGGGGUUGUUGGUGAGGAUGCUGUCCGGAUGCUCAAUGAUGCCAUCAAAAGACAAGGAGGCUUAGAUAUAACAGUUACAGCCAUUCUCAAUGACACCACAGGAACUUUGGUCAUGGGAGCAUACCUGGAUAAGCGAUGUGCUAUGGGUAUGAUCCUAGGGACUGGAUGCAAUGGCUGCUACAUAGAAAAAGUGGAGCGUAUUGAAAAGUGGCUUGGAAAACACAAAGAAUCUGAGGUCAUCAUAGACAUAGAGUGGGGAUCAUUUGGAGAUAAUGGGGUCCUGGAUUUCAUCAGGACUCAGUGGGACGACGCUGUUGAUAACCAGUCACUUCUUGUCCACUCAUACACGUUUGAGAAAUACUUUGCUGGCAAGUAUUUAGGAGACCUGUUCCGGGAGGUGCUGCUGACACUUGCCAAGGAAGGACUUUUUUGCAGUGGAGGUAUUGAUAUUCUCAACACCCACGGGGCCAUCACUGCCACAAACGUUUCCAACAUUGAGAGUGACAGCUUCAAAGGUGUGACAGAUGAGACAAAGGCGGUAUUUGACAACCUGAACCUGAUUUAUGAUGAUGAUGAUCUUCACAUUGCCCUGUAUGUUGCAGGCAUUUUAUCCUACAGAGGAGUCCUACUAGUCUCCUUGUUAAGUGGUAUUCUGCUGGAGAGGAUGAAGCAUGACCACUGCACCAUUGCCAUUGAUGGAUCCCUGUUCCAACAUCACCCGAGGUUUCGUCCACUCAUGGAAAAGUUCAUCUCAGACACUGCCCCGGGUAGAUCUUUUGAUCUCCGGUUGGCACAUGACGGGUCUGGGAAAGGUGCUGCCCUGACUGCCUCCAUCGCUGAGAGACUUAAAAAGAGGUCAUCAAGGUAACCCUACUGAUAUGUAAGUGAGAGUUACUAUAAUGCAGGUCAUCAAGGUGAUCUCUUUAAUAAUUAUCUGAGUUUUACUAUGGUAGAAGUCAUCAAGUUAACCUCACUAACCAAUGUCUGAGAGUUGUUGUCACACGACAAUUUCAUAUUUGUCAACACAGCAUCUUGUUAUGUGUAUUUUCUUGUUAUGACUGGUCCUAGUGGUUCCCAGUCCCAAUGCCUUGGUUAGGUUGGGGCUAAUUUAGACAGCUCUUUAAGAUGCAGCUUUUCAUGUGGUGACUAAAUAAAUGAAGAUUUCUGUAUUUCAAGUAGUGCUUUAAAAACUUGGAUAUUUAGGAAUUAUAUUAUUUUCCAAAUAAAUUUGAUAUUAUUUUUAA
Homarus americanus (American lobster) is the source of this 1914-nucleotide messenger RNA. RefSeq names its product hexokinase-1-like. Bases 141 to 1538 code for a protein of 465 amino acids. The transcript is spliced from 12 exons. Gene Ontology annotation, cellular component: mitochondrion; cytosol. The record is from RefSeq and is a predicted model, not a curated record. Gene Ontology annotation, molecular function: D-glucose binding; ATP binding; glucokinase activity. Lineage: Eukaryota; Metazoa; Arthropoda; Malacostraca; Decapoda; Nephropidae. Gene Ontology annotation, biological process: glycolytic process; intracellular glucose homeostasis; glucose 6-phosphate metabolic process.